Molecule: messenger RNA, 576 nt
Organism: Trypanosoma brucei brucei TREU927
Lineage: Eukaryota; Euglenozoa; Kinetoplastea; Trypanosomatida; Trypanosomatidae
Product: vacuolar ATP synthase, putative
Exons: 1
Coding region: 1-576 (191 amino acids)
Biological process (GO): proton transmembrane transport
Cellular component (GO): proton-transporting V-type ATPase, V0 domain
Molecular function (GO): proton-transporting ATPase activity, rotational mechanism
Source: RefSeq, a predicted model, not a curated record
AUGAAGACACAAAACUUGCUUUUUGCUGCGUCUGCUGCUGUGUCUGCCGGGGCUGCGGCCGCCGGUGCCGUUUCGUGCGAUGAGAUGUAUCCUCAAUCGGCUGCUUUCUUUGGGUCAAUGGGAUGUGCAUCCGCUCUCAUUUUUGCGAACCUGGGCUCUGCCUAUGGUACGGCGAAAUCAGGUGUUGGUGUCGCUCACCUCGGUAUACUUCACGCCGAUCGGAUCAUGCGCGGUAUUGUGCCUGUUGUCAUGGCCGGUAUUCUCGGUAUAUACGGGCUCAUUGUGUCCGUCAUUAUCAACAAUAAUAUCAAAACGGAGCUACAUGCAUAUGCGGCAUUUUCCGGAUACCUGCAUUUUGGUGCGGGACUCGCUGCCGGUUUGUCUUCCUUGGCCGCGGGACUUUCCAUCGGGAUCGCCGGUGACGCAUCCGUCCGCGCGUACGGUAAGCAGGAAAAAAUAUUUGUUGCUAUGAUUCUGAUGCUUAUUUUUGCGGAGGCUCUUGGACUCUAUGGACUCAUUAUUGCUCUUCUAAUGAACAAUACCGCGAACAAAGUUAACUACGGACCGUGUCAGUGA